GUUGUUCAUUAGCGUUUCGCAAAUUCAUUAAGAUUUUUCAGGGUAUGGCCCACGCCAAGAGAAAGACUCGAAAGCUUAGGGGUCAUGUGUCACAUGGACACGGUCGUAUUGGAAAGCACAGAAAGCACCCCGGUGGUCGUGGUAAGGCUGGUGGUCAACAUCAUCACAGAAUCAACCGUGAUAAAUUCCACCCUGGUCUUUUCGGAAAGGUCGGUAUGCGAGUAUUCCAUCUGAACAAGAACCAAUAUUAUUGCCCGACAGUGAACGUUGACCGAUUAUGGUCGUUAGUACCUGAACCAAUCAAGCAGCAAGCCAGCCCCGACAAAGCUCCAGUCAUCGACUGCGUGAAGGCUGGAUACUUCAAGGUUCUUGGAAAAGGACUUCUUCCAAAACAACCCCUCAUCGUCAAGGCUAAAUAUUUCUCCCACGAAGCCGAAAAUAAGAUCAAGGAAGCGGGAGGAGCCUGUAUUUUGGUUGCAUAAGCUGCCGUUGUUGAUUUUGUACCUUUUUGAACAAAGUCAUAUAAACUAUG
Molecule: messenger RNA, 532 nt
Organism: Cylicocyclus nassatus
Lineage: Eukaryota; Metazoa; Nematoda; Chromadorea; Rhabditida; Strongylidae
Source: the annotation of a GenBank genome assembly